Messenger RNA from Alternaria burnsii, 807 nucleotides. Its product is annotated as nad-binding protein. The record is from RefSeq and is a predicted model, not a curated record. Gene Ontology annotation, molecular function: oxidoreductase activity. Lineage: Eukaryota; Fungi; Ascomycota; Dothideomycetes; Pleosporales; Pleosporaceae. The transcript has a single exon. Bases 1 to 807 code for a protein of 268 amino acids.
AUGGCGCACCAGAACCGUCUCGCAAACGCCCACGUCCUUGUCUUUGGCGGCACUUCCGGGAUCGGAUAUGCCGUUGCCAACAUGGCCCUCUCAAAUGGUGCAUUUGUAACCAUAUCUGGGUCUACCCAAGCAAAGGUUGAUACCAGAGUCGAAAUGCUACGAUCCCUGUACCCAGACUACUCAGCCUCGAAUGUAGCAGGCUUCGCUGCUGACCUUCUCGAUAAGGAGAACCUGGAAUCCAAUCUGGAAGCUAUACUCGAUAAGGCGACCCAAGGCGGCAAGAAGCAGAUCGAUCAUAUUGUAUUCACAGCAGGCGAUGCACUUCAACUGCCUAAAGUUGCGGAAAUGAACAUCAAAACGGUGAUGGACGGCUUCACAGUCCGCCUUCUCGCUCCUUGUGCGCUGGCCAAACUUAUUGCAACUGGCGGAUACAUGCCAAAGUCUUCCAACAGCUCCAUCACGCUCACAGGAGGCACGAAUACGCACCGUCCGAUGCCAAACUGGACUCUAGGAGCAGCAAUCGGUGGCUCGAUUGAAGGCUUAAUCCGCGGUCUUGCAGUAGAUCUUGCUCCCAUUCGCACAAACAUCGUUCAUCCCGGCGCAAUUCAUACGGAACUCUUCCAAGGGCUGAUAGAAAGUUCUUCUCCCGAAGCUAUAGAGAAAUUCAAGAGAGGAGCUAGUCUGCUGAGAGAGUUUGGAAAACCAGAAGAUAUCGCAGAGGCGUAUGGUUGGAUCAUGAAGGACAGAUUCGCGAACGGGACAUUGGUAAACAGUGACGGCGGACGUAUGCUGGUUGGUCCAGAGUGA